Molecule: messenger RNA, 693 nt
Organism: Williopsis jadinii
Lineage: Eukaryota; Fungi; Ascomycota; Saccharomycetes; Phaffomycetales; Wickerhamomycetaceae
Gene: UGX2
Product: Ugx2p
Exons: 2
Coding region: 1-693 (230 amino acids)
Source: RefSeq, a predicted model, not a curated record
AUGCCGUUGAACAAGCUGACCAUGAGUGCAACGAGAGAUCACAGACGGCACAAGGAUACGAAAAUCGGCAAGCUGAGGACUUCGCCGAGGGGUUCAGUAUCGCUUUCGGCAAGCAGCAGCAGCUGUGCCAUAUCCGGGGGUGGUGAUAAUCAUAAUCACAAUAAUAACAAUUAUAAUUAUAAUAAUUAUAAUUAUAACAGCAACGAUGGUACGGAUAGUCCAAGCGGAGGCUCUGUGAUGCCUGUGCUCCAGAGGAGUACCGGUGAUGCAAAGCCUUACCGUCACAGCUUCAGCAACUUUGGGAACAUUGAGACGAAGGAUGCUGGCGUGUCCCACAGAGCACGGUUCAACAGACGCGUAUCGAGUUUCACGUCUUCAUCUUCGCCGUGGGCAAGACGCCGUUCAUUCCUCUCAUCGACUAUGAUAUCGGACGAGAAGCAUUUGGUGUAUGAACUUCACUCUGGACGGUUCUUCAACGAUGUACCGAUGUACUCGAUUUCGCUAAAGGAGUCCCAGGGCUUCACGUGGAAUCAAGACUUGUUUGCGUCCCAGUACCAGCAACAGAGUGCAGUGCUGUAUGAUACUGAGGAGGACACGGAUAACGAAGAUGCGAUAAUGAUGGAGGAUGACGAUGAUGAUGAUGCUCAUGAUGAUGACGAUGGUGAUGCUCAUUGCGAGUCAGGAACAUGGUAA